This is a messenger RNA of Lepus europaeus (European hare), 3126 nucleotides long. It is a transcript of the gene DSC3, whose product is annotated as desmocollin 3. Gene Ontology annotation, biological process: homophilic cell-cell adhesion. The record is from RefSeq and is a predicted model, not a curated record. Lineage: Eukaryota; Metazoa; Chordata; Mammalia; Lagomorpha; Leporidae. The transcript is spliced from 16 exons. Gene Ontology annotation, molecular function: calcium ion binding; gamma-catenin binding. Gene Ontology annotation, cellular component: plasma membrane; desmosome. Bases 66 to 2756 code for a protein of 896 amino acids.
CCGCACCUCUCGCGGUCGGUCUCCUCUCCGAACGCCCGCGUUCUCCAUCUCCUGCCCGCGCCCCGAUGGCCACCGCCGGGCCGCGGAGCCCCCUGCGCGGAGCUCUCUGCAGGCUGCUGCUGCUGCCCCUCUUGGUCUUCAGUUUUGCUGGUGAGGCCUGCAAAAAGGUGGUAUUUAAUGUACCUUCUCAACUGGAGGCAGACAAAAUAGUCGGCAGAGUUAAUUUCAAAGAGUGCCUCAGGUCUGCAGACCUUAUCCAGUCAAGUGAUCCUGAUUUCAGAGUUCUGGAUGAUGGGUCAGUGUACACAGUCAGAGCUAUGAUGCUGUCUGAUGAGAAAAGAUCAUUCACCAUAUGGCUUUCUGACAUAAAGACAGGGAUACAGAAAGAGAUUACUGUGCUCCUAGAACAUCAGAAGAAGGUCUUGAAGAAAAGACACACUAAAGAAACUGUCCUCCGGCGAGCCAAGAGAAGAUGGGCACCUAUUCCUUGCUCAAUGCAAGAGAAUUCCUUGGGUCCUUUUCCUUUACUGCUUCAACAAGUUCAAUCUGAUGCAGCACAGAACUAUACCGUCUUCUACUCAAUAAGUGGUCGUGGAGUUGACCAAGAACCUUUAAAUUUGUUUUACAUAGAAAGAGACACUGGAAAUCUGUACUGUACCCGACCUGUGGAUCGUGAAGAAUAUGAUGUUUUUGAUUUGGUUGCCUAUGCGUCCACCGCAGAUGGAUAUUCUGCAGACUUUCCUCUUCCAUUGCCUAUCAAAGUGGAGGAUGAAAACGACAACCACCCUGUUUUUACUGAAGCAGUUUAUAAUUUUAAAGUUCCAGAAAGUAGUAGACUUGGUACUACUGUCGGGGUGGUUUGUGCCACGGACAGAGAUGAACCUGACACAAUGCACACGCGACUGAAAUACAGCAUUUUGGAGCAAACACCAAGAUCUCCUGGGCUUUUUUCUGUGCAUCCAAGCACAGGUGUCAUCACCACUGUCUCUCAUUACUUGGAUAGAGAGGUUGUAGACAAGUACAUACUGAUAAUGAAAGUACAAGACAUGGAUGGUCAGUUUUUUGGAUUGAUUGGCACAUCAACAUGUAUCAUUACAGUAGAAGAUUCAAAUGACAAUGCACCCACUUUCAGACAAAAUGCUUAUGAAACAUCAGUCGAGGAAAACACAUAUAAUGUGGAAAUCUUACGAAUACCUGUAGAAGAUAAGGAUUUAAUUAAUAGUUCCAAUUGGAGGGCCAAUUUUACCAUUUUAAAAGGAAAUGAAAAUGGAUGCUUCAAAAUCAGCACAGACAAAACCACUAAUGAAGGUGUUCUGUAUGUUGUAAAGCCAUUGAAUUAUGAAGAAAACCAUCAAGUGGUCCUUGAACUUGGAGUAAGCAACGAAGAUCCAUUUGCCAGAGAUUUUGCAUCCAGAGUGCCAACCAUGAAUAGAGCAUUGGUUACAAUUCAUGUGAGAGAUCAGGAUGAAGGACCUGAAUGCAAUCCUCCGGCGCAGUAUGUUCGGAUUAAAGAAAACUCAGCAGUGGGCUCAAAGAUCAAUGGCUAUCAGGCAUAUGACCCUGAAACUAGAAAUAGCAAUGGCUUAAGGUACAAAAAAUUGAAUGAUCCAAAAGGGUGGAUCACCAUUGAUGAAAUUUCAGGGUCAAUCAUAACUUCCAAAUCCCUGGAUAGAGAGGCCAUGGACUUCAGAAACGACUUAUAUAACAUAACAGUCCUGGCAAUAGACCAAGAUGGUAGAUCGUGUACUGGAACACUUGCAGUGAACAUUGAAGAUGUGAAUGAUAAUGCACCUGAAAUACUUCAAGAUUAUGUAACAAUCUGCAAAUCAACAAUGGGCUACACUGACAUUUCAGCUGCUGAUCCUGAUGAGCCCGCCCAUGGAGCUCCAUUUUAUUUCAGCUUGGGAAAUACUUCUCCAGAAAUUAAUAGAAUCUGGACCCUCCACAGAGUUAAUGAUACAGCUGCCCGUCUUUCGUAUCAGAAAAAUGCUGAACUUCAAGAAUAUUUCAUUCCUAUUACUGUAAAAGAUAGAGCAGGUCAAUCUGCAACAAAAACCUUGAGAGUCAAUCUGUGUGAUUGUACUCACUCAAAUCAGUGUUUCUCAGCCCCGAGGAGUGCACGAGUAGAACUUGGAAAAUGGGCGAUCCUUGCAAUAUUACUGGGAAUAGCUCUACUGUUUUCUGUAUUGCUAACUUUAGUAUGUGGAAUUGUUGGUGCCAGAAAAGGAAAACAUUUUCCUGAAGAUUUAGCACAGCAAAACUUAAUUAUAUCAAACACAGAAGCACCUGGAGAUGACAGAGUGUGCUCUGCCAAUGGAUUUAUGACACAGACUGGCAACAACUCUAGCCAAGGCUUUUGUGGCACCAUGGGAUCAGGAGUCAGAAAUGGAGGGCCAGAGACCAUUGAAAUGCUGAAGGGACACCAGACCUUAGACUCCUGUCGGGGGGCUGGGCAUCACCAUACCUUGGAUUCCUGCAGGGGAGGACAGGUGGAGAUGGAAAACUGCAGAUACACUUACUCUGAGUGGCACAAUUUCACUCAGCCCCGACUUGGUGAAAAGUUACAUCUGUGUAAUCAGGAUGAAGAGCACAUGCCAUCUCAAGAUUAUGUUCUUGCAUAUAACUAUGAAGGAAGAGGCUCUCCAGCUGGCUCUGUAGGCUGCUGCAGUGAAAAGCAGGAAGAAGAUGGACUUGACUUCUUAAAUAACUUGGAACCUAAAUUCAUUACGUUAGCAGAAGCAUGUACAAAGAGAUAAUGUCUCAAUGCUACAAUUAGAGAUGUCUUUGCUAUAUGUUUUGGAGGUUUCCAAAAAUGAUACUGCAAAUUUCAGUUACGAUUUAUAUAGAGAUGGCUCCUGACUUAUGAUGGUGCUACAUAUAAUAUUUCAGCUUUAUCAUGGUGUGAAAACUAUGUGCAUUCAAUAGAAACUAUGCUUCCAAGUUUGAAUUUUGUCCUUUUCUCAGGCUAGUAAUUGUGGUUAAUAUGCCCUCUCAAGAUACUGGGCAGUAAUAACCUCAGUUCCCAGAGAACCACAAAAUCACAGGGGUGAAACUCUACAGGGUACUGUGUUUCUAAGCUCUGAUGUUCAGUAGGUCAGUUGCAGUACAUUAAUUUUUGACUUAGAA